AUGCUGGAGGCAUUGAGAAGACGUGAUCCUGAUGCUGCAGAGAGAGUGUGUAUGUAUGGUGAUCAUCUACUGCAGUCGAAGUUCUUUAUUCCUAGAGAUAAUGGAUCCAUAUACGAUAUGUGCGAUUACUGCACACCUAAUAAUACGUUUUUGAUGGAUAACCUUUGUCCUAAUGGAGUGUGCCCAGCUGACGUGCUUUCAAAAACGAUUUCGUGUAUAAACGGCUUCCCUGGCUUUAAGAGCAGCGCUUUCAUGGAUAAUCUUGGAUCGCAGUACAUUAACCAAUUUCAUACAACAGUCGAAGAUAAAGCAGAUGUCAAUCGUGAUGUGUUCCAAGAUGUAAACACAUCAUUCUGGGUGCUUCUGGCUAUCUACUUCCCAGCUGUCACUGGGAUUUUCACUGGUGCUAAUAUGAGCGGAGAUUUGAAGAAUCCACAACAAUCAAUUCCCAAAGGCACGAUUGCUGCUACUUUAACGACGUCGUUCAUUUACUUCUCAUUGGCUUUCGUCUUUGGAGCGACAAUUGAUGGCAGUGUACUGAGAGACAAAAAUGGUCAGUCAAUGGGAGGCUCAAUGGUAGUGGCAUCUUUAUCUUGGCCUAGCGCUUGGGUUCUUCUGAUCGGUUCUUUCUUGUCCACGUUUGGGGCUGCUCUGCAAUGUCUUUGCUCAGCUCCUCGUCUUCUUCAGAGCAUCGCGAAGGAUGACGUCAUUCCCAUCCUUAGGCCCUUCAAGAAAGUCACGAAAAACAAUGAACCUUUCCUGGGUCUCAUUAUCACAACAGUAAUAGCAGAAUUGGCUAUCCUUAUGGGUGCUAUGGAUAGUAUUGCUGCGGUUGUAGACUUCUUCUUCUUGAUGUGCUACGCUUUUGUGAACAUCAUCUGCACGCUCCACUCUCUUCUCGGUGCACCGAACUGGCGUCCAAGAUUCAAAUAUUAUCACUGGUCUUUGUCACUUCUUGGUGCUGCUCUUUGCUUCUUCAUAAUGUUCUCGACUCAUUGGGACUACGCCCUUGUCUCCAUAUUCCUCUGCGUUUUGAUUUACAAAUACGUCGAAUGGAAGGGCGCAAAGAAGGAGUGGGGUGAUGGUAUUCGUGGUCUAGCUCUUACAACUGCCCAAUACUCUCUGAUGAAGAUAGAAGACAAGGACCCUCAUCCCAAAAACUGGCGCCCCCAACUUCUCCUACUUUUUUCGAUGCCUUGGUCAAAGGAAUUGGUCGAUGUGAGAUAUCUUAACCUUCUCAACUUAGCCUCUCAGCUCAAAGCUGGGAAGGGGCUCACCGUUGCUACUUCUUUCUUGAGAGGAAGCCUCAACAGUCCAGACGACAGAAAACGUGCGGAGCAGGUGCACAAAAUGCACACUGCUGUUCGGCUGAAUGAGCUGAUCAUCGAGCAUUCUCUCAACAGUCAGCUUGUCCUUUUGAAUUUGCCAAAACCACCGAGAGGGAAAGAAGGACUCGACGACUACAUUCAUUAUCUGGAAGUGUUAUCGGACAAGGUCAACCGAGUUAUUUUCGUACGCGGUACCGGAAAAGAAGUCAUAACAACCCACUCGUAG
Ostertagia ostertagi is the source of this 1554-nucleotide messenger RNA. The record is from the annotation of a GenBank genome assembly. Lineage: Eukaryota; Metazoa; Nematoda; Chromadorea; Rhabditida; Trichostrongylidae.